AUGGAGUUUGACUUGUUUCAUCAUCUUCAUAGAGAGACUAGUUCUUUGCUUUUUAAGUUGACCAAAGAUCCUGAUCAAUAUUUUAUAGGUUACAAAAUGAAAAUCCUGCAUACUCUUUGGAACAGUCCAGUUGGUCUCAAGACAACUCACUUUUGGGGCCCUUUUUUGAACUGGAGCAUUCCAAUUGCUGCAUUUGUAGACACAAAAAAACCACCAGAACUUAUAUCUGGGAACAUGACUGCAGUGCUGUGUGUAUAUUCAGCAAUGUUCAUGAGGUUUUCAUGGAUGGUACAACCAAGGAAUUACCAUCUUCUUGCAUGUCAUGUCUCCAAUGAGACUGUUCAGCUCUAUCAACUCUCUCGUUGGAUCAACUCUCAAACUCAACAAAAAAGCUUGGAGCAGAAGAAUGAGGAGGGUGCCAAACAAAUCUCACUGAUUAUUGAAGAAGAAUCAACCACAUGA
This is a messenger RNA of Humulus lupulus (European hop), 462 nucleotides long. RefSeq names its product mitochondrial pyruvate carrier 1-like. The transcript has 6 exons. The record is from RefSeq and is a predicted model, not a curated record. Gene Ontology annotation, biological process: pyruvate import into mitochondria. Lineage: Eukaryota; Viridiplantae; Streptophyta; Magnoliopsida; Rosales; Cannabaceae. Gene Ontology annotation, cellular component: mitochondrial inner membrane. The coding region runs from base 1 to 462 and encodes 153 amino acids.